Fibroporia radiculosa is the source of this 1665-nucleotide messenger RNA. RefSeq lists its product as uncharacterized. The transcript has 13 exons. Gene Ontology annotation, molecular function: carbohydrate:proton symporter activity. The record is from RefSeq and is a predicted model, not a curated record. NCBI's taxonomy places the organism in Eukaryota, Fungi, Basidiomycota, Agaricomycetes, Polyporales, Fibroporiaceae. Bases 1 to 1665 code for a protein of 554 amino acids. Gene Ontology annotation, cellular component: membrane. Gene Ontology annotation, biological process: transmembrane transport; carbohydrate transport.
AUGGGAACGAAGCCUUCUUCACCAGCACUGCCGCAGUUGCUUAUAAGCAUGAAUUUUCUGAAGUCAGCUUCCGGAUCGCGUCUUUACUAUUCAGUCAACUUUGUGGCGGGUCUUGCCAUCUUCUUUUUCGGCUAUGACCAGGGAAUCAUGGGAGGUGCUAAUACGUCGCCCGACUAUAUCCGCGUCAUGAAGCUAGGCUAUUCUACUUACGAAGGCCCAGCGGAAGGUUAUGUAGUCACCAUCACAGCGCCUACCAAACAAGGCGGCAUCGUCAGUAUAUACUACCUUGGCACACUGCUGGGAGCCCUGAUGGGCGGUGCUUUCGGCGACAGGAUCGGCCGAAUCAAGACCAUGAUGAUAGGGAGUUUCUGGGUUCUUCUUGGAGCAUCUCUUCAGUGUUCAGCGCAGAAUGUCUCCUGGAUGCUCUGUGCUCGUAUCAUCAACGGAAUCGGGAGUGGUUUUCUCUGCGGAAUCGUACCGGUUUGGUCAGCCGAAGUAUCUUCACCAAAGUCCAGAGGGGCAAUGAUCGCCAGUGAAUUUACCUUGAAUAUCUUCGGUGUCGUUGUGGCAUAUUGGCUUGAAUUUGGCUUGAGCUUUAUCGGCGACGGGACAGGCUCAAUUCGAUGGCGGUUUCCCAUAGCAUUUCAGAUUCUUCCUAUCCUGUUCUUCAUGGUCUGUGUACCGGUGAUGCCAGAGAGCCCUCGCUGGCUUAUCAAGACGGGCCGCAGCGAAGAAGCUCGCUUGAUUCUGGCCCGCUUCCGCAGUAAAGAUGGAAACGUGAACGAUCCUCGUGUUAUCGCAGAAUAUGAUGAAAUCAUCCAGUCUGUUCAGCUAGAAAAGGCCAAUGCGGCAGGCAACUCAUAUUUCUCGAUGUUCUUUGGGCUGCAUGAUGGUGAUCUGCAUGUGGCGCGCCGUGUGCAAUUGUCCAUGUGGUUACAAAUCCUUCAAGAGUGGUCGGGAAUUGCGGCGAUUAUAUUCUAUGCGCCAACCAUAUUCUCAAAUGCGGGAUAUGGCGCCCGCAAGUCUCAAUGGCUCUCGGGCUUGAACUACACUACAUAUACGAUGUGCACUCUUUUUGGAGUCGUCGCAAUCGACAGACUAGGCAGACGCAUCGGUCUUUGGUGGGGUGCAGUAGGACAAGGCACCUCCCUCAUUCUUGCAGCUGUAUUCAGCAAACUGCUGCAGGAUCAUCCAGAAGAUGCUUCCCGAUACGGCGGCGCCGCAGCACUAUUCGUCUUUGCCUACACUGCAACCUUUGGAGCAACGUGGCUCGCAAUCCCAUGGGUGUACCAAACUGAGACCUUCCCUCUCUACGUGCGGGCAAAGGGAAACGCUUGGGGCGUGGUAGGCUGGUCAAUCGGCAACGGUUCGCUCACCCUGCUGAACCCUAUCAUGUUUACCCACAUCGCAGAGAACACGCUGUAUGUCUUCGGCGUGGUCAAUUUCCUGACAAUCCCACUGGUAUGGGCGUUCUACCCCGAGACUGCAAAUCGCACUCUGGAGGAGAUGGAUCAUCUAUUCAUGAGCAAGAGCCCAUUUGUCUGGGACGAGGAGGCAUAUUUCAAGGAUUGGAAAGAAACAGUGCGGGAAGCGCAAGACGAUGUAAGAUCAGGCGAGGAAGGGAAACUCGAUCCUGAGGUCAGUGCGAUACAGCGUUCAUCGUAA